Guyanagaster necrorhizus is the source of this 928-nucleotide messenger RNA. RefSeq names its product NAD(P)-binding protein. Gene Ontology annotation, cellular component: endoplasmic reticulum; lipid droplet. Gene Ontology annotation, molecular function: triacylglycerol lipase activity; acylglycerone-phosphate reductase (NADP+) activity. Gene Ontology annotation, biological process: triglyceride catabolic process; phosphatidic acid biosynthetic process. The record is from RefSeq and is a predicted model, not a curated record. The transcript has 6 exons. NCBI's taxonomy places the organism in Eukaryota, Fungi, Basidiomycota, Agaricomycetes, Agaricales, Physalacriaceae. Bases 1 to 852 code for a protein of 283 amino acids.
AUGACGGAUAACCGCAAAACCGUCCUUAUAACCGGAUGCAGGCCUGGUGGUAUAGGAAACUCCUUGGCAAGAGAGUUCAUGUCCAAUGGUUAUCGCGUCUUCGCCACUGCGCGCUCCAAAGAUCAUCUCGUUGAUCUCGCUGAACUCGGCAUCGAGGUCUUUGCUUUAGAUGUAACGUCGCCCUCCGAUAUCCAGGACAUCAAGGCGGAUAUUUCUGAACGUACUGGCGGGUCUCUCGGCAUUCUCGUGAACAAUGCAGGCAUUGCGUACACGAUGCCUGCACUGGACUUGGAUUUUACGGUCGUGCACAAGACAUUCGAGACCAAUCUUUUCUCAGUGAUGCGUAUGGUCCAAGCAUUUGCUAGUCUAUUGAUCCAGGCAAAGGGGACGAUUGUUAAUAUCGGAUCCAUCGCGGCCAUAUUGCCCUAUACCUUCGGGUCGUCUUACAAUGCGUCCAAGGCUGCGUUGCACUCGUAUAGCGACACACUUCGUAUAGAACUUAGUCCGUUCGAUGUCAAAGUUGUUGUGGUCAUUACAGGCGGUGUGCUUAGUCGGCUUACAGUCAACAAGCGAGACCUUCCCCACAACUCAAUCUACCUUCCAAUUGACUCGGACUACCGCGACCGCCAAGGAAAUUCGCAGAAGACCGGUAUGCCAAAUGAUGUCUAUGCACGUAAGGUUGUCAAUGAACUCAUCAAGUCCCGCCCGCCCAAGUGGCUCUGGAAAGGGACGAUGGCAACCAGGGUCUGGUUUCUGUCGACGUUUUUCCCCAAGGGAAUUUGGGACCUUUUACUGUCAAAGCGGUUUGGUAUCAAUAAUAUGGCUGCGUUGUGGAAGAAACGAGAUGCCUGAUUUUAGCUUUCACAAGCCGCGUUUGUGUACAUAAAUAAACCGUAGAAAUUGAAUAGGAAUGAUUUGAACGAGCUCC